AUGGCUUCCGCCGACUUAUUCGACACCGCGGCGCAGGUCGGCAGCGACGAGGAAGAAGACGACUUUGAUGAGGAGACUGGCGAGGUGAGGCAGUCGGGAAAGUCAAAGUCAAAGUCAAGAACCAAUGGCGCGGACCUGGACGACUCGAGCGAGGAGGAAGACGACGACGAUGAGGAAGCUAUGAACGAGGUCCGAGAUGGCUUCAUCGUCGACGAGGAGGACGAAGACGACGAAGUGAAAGAGCAGCGGCGCAAAGAGAGGAAGAAGCGAAGACGUCAAGAGCGUGAAGAGGAUGAAGUACUCGACGAUGAAGAUUUGGACCUCAUUGGAGUGCUGGACCAAGAGCAGCGUGCACCGAAGGAGAGCAAAUUCAAACGCCUGAAGCGUGGUCACAGAGCCGAGCCCGUCGAAGACCGUGGCGUCGAAAACAUAUUCUCUGACGAUGAAGACGGAGAGGGUGCCGCUGCUGCUCCUCGCAGAGGCGGCCUGGGACAGUAUGAUGAUGAGAUGAACGACUUCAUUGAGGAGGACGAGUUUCCAGACGAGGAAGGUGGUGGUAUGGAAGAAGACCAGGGGGUGCGCGCGCCGCGAAGAGCUGGAAUCCCAGACAUGAAAAACCUCAAAGACUCUGGACUCGGAGAAGCUGAGAUGGAAGACAUGCAGGGUGCUUUCGGUGAUGGAGACGAGUACAUUUGGGCCCUCGAGGCCGAAGCCGCUCAGAACGAGGACCAGCUUGAUCCGGACAAGCCACUGGAGCUCAAGGACGUCUUCGAACCAUCACAGCUGGAAGAGCGCAUGCUCACGGACAGAGACCAUCAGAUCCGACUCGAGGAUACGCCUGAGCGCUUCCAGCUAGCUCGUGGUGCCUACAAGGACUUGUCCGCCUACACAGAUGAGCAGUUAGCUGUCCGAGCAGCAGAGGAAGCGACAUGGAUCACCAGUAUCCUUUUCCCGCGGAAGCGAAUGGACCCAGAUCUUCGAGAGCCCUUCGAGGCAGCAGUGAGGAAAGUGCUCGAUUUCAUGAACAUCGAGCAGCUCGAGCCGCCUUUCAUCUUUCAGAAUCGCAAAGACUAUCUGAUCCACUCAGAGCGUGUUCCCAACGACGAUCCAAACGGACCGGAGUUCACGAUCAAGGCAGAGAAGCUUCUGAACCAAACAGACCUGUGGGAUGUUUUCGACCAGGAUCUGAAGUACAGGGCGUUCUCUGAGCGCCGAGACGCAAUUGAGAAGAACGUGGAAAUACUGCGAGAGCUCGAUCAGAAUUUCAACGAUGUCGUCUUCGAGGAUAUGAUUCCCAAAGCUGCUCAACUCGAUGAUCUCCAGGACAUACAGGAAUAUCUUAAUUUCUCAUACUCGACGACCUUCAGGGAUUUGAGUAUUGCCGACGCUGAAGACAAAGGAACACAAAAGCGCGCUCUUGGCACCCGAAACAUGUGGGACAAGAUCCGUAAAGGUCCAGCGUAUCAUCUGACUCGCGCUAUCGGCAUCACUGCUGAUGCAGUCGCUCGGAACGCGCAAGGACUUGGUGCCAGGACCUAUGUGGAAGACCCGGACAAGCUGCCGGAAGACCUCGCCGAUACUCUCAUCCGAGAUCCAGAUCUCAGGACCGGCGAGGACGUGCUCAACGCUGCCAAGGGUAUCUUCGUUGAGGAGCUCGCCACUAGCCCACGCAUGCGCAGUCAUAUGCGUAAGAUCUACUAUGAGAAUCUGGUCUUUGACUGUUACCGCACGGACAAAGGCAUGAAGGCAAUCCACGAGGAUCACCCAUACUACGAAUUCAAGUACCUGCGAAACCAAGAGGUUCGUUAUUUCUUGGUGGACAAGCCAGAGCUGUUUUUGCGCAUGCUCAAGGCCGAGUCGGAAGGUCUCGUGCACGUCAACGUCGAGCUGCGCGGAAAGAAAGCUAUCUAUCAGGAACUGAUGAAGGCCAUCGAGUCUGACAAUCUUUCGGAAAUCGCAGAGGCCUGGAAUAAUCUGCGAAGACAGAUUCUCGAGAAAGCAUUGCAAAAGUUGCACGUCACUAUCUCCAAGGGCGUCAAGGACAAUUUGAAGAACGAGUGCGAGAACAAGAUUGGUGGCUUUUGUCGUGAUACAUAUAUCCAGAAGCUGGACCAGGCACCUUUCAAGCCAAAAGGUAUGGAGCUCGGUACUUGUGCUCGUGUUCUGACGCUCUCGAACGGAGCUGGCCGACGCGGCGAUGCCAUCUGUUGGGCGUACGUGGACGAAAGUGGACUUGUCAAGGAGAACGGCAAGUUUUCGGAUCUUCGACUCGGCAACACGGAGAAGUACAUACCGGAUGGCAAAGAUGUCGAGAUCUUCAAAGAGCUCGUGGAGCGCCGAAACCCCGACGUUGUGGCCGUCUCGGGUUGGUCUGUCGAAACUCGCAGGUUGUAUAAGGACUUGCAAGACAUCAUCGAGAAGUUCGAGCUGCGCGGCACCCCCUACGAAGACGACGACGAGAGAGAGGUGGCUGAUCCACUGGAGGUCAUGAUCCCCCAGGAUGAAGUCGCACGGCUGUACUACAACUCUCCUCGCGCUGCGGCCGACCAUCCAGCGUUGCCGCCUAUCACGCGCUACUGUGUGGCUCUAGCACACUACAUGCAGAACCCUCUGAAGCAGUACGCCGCCCUCAAGAGAGACAUCGUCUCGAUCACAUUCGACCCAAAUCAGCAACUACUACCCGAAGACAAGCUGAGGAGAUACCUCGAAACUGCUAUCGUCGAUAUCGUAAACCUUGUCGGUGUUGAUAUCAAUGAGGCAAUGAGCGAUACGUACACUCAGAAUCUACUGCCUUACGUAUGUGGUCUGGGCCAGCGAAAGGCAGAUCACAUGGUCAAGACGAUCGGGCAGAAUGGCGGCGAAGUCACCAAGCGAGAGGAUCUCGUAGGAGACAUGGACAGGAUAAGAGCGAGCUGUGGUCCACAGAUCUUCGUCAACUGUGCAAGCUUUCUGUACAUCUCGUGGGAGGAUGAGAACGAAGCCGACUACUUGGACGGCACCAGGAUUCAUCCUCAAGAUUACGAGAUUGCGCGCAAAAUGGCUGCAGAUGCGCUCGAAAUGGACGAAGAAGACGUGCAAGCUGAGGCCAACGAGAAUGGAGGAGAAAGUGCUGUUGUCCGCAAGCUCAUCAAGGACGAAGCUACCGACAAAGUCAACGACCUCGUCCUCGAGCAAUACGCCGAGCAAUUAGAGUCGCAGUUCGGACAGAGGAAACGCGCGACCCUGGAGACCAUUCGCGCUGAGCUGCAAAAUCCCUACGAAGAACUGCGACGCAACUUUGCUCCGCUAAGCACAGAAGAGCUGUUCACCCAACUCACCGGCGAGACUAAAGACUCGCUGAAGGAAGGCAUGAUCGUGCCAGUGUCGGUCAAGAAGACUUUCCCCGAGCACAUAGAAGUCAAGCUAGACUGUGGCAUCGAUGGCGGCAUUGGCGCUCUCGAGUUCCCGGAGGAUAUGACGGCGAACGGCAUCGAGCCCAGGAACGUCUGGUCACAACAUCAGAUCAUCCAGGCCAAGCUGCAGUUUAUUGAUCGGAGGAAGCUCACCGCGCAACUGAGCUUGAGAGAGAGCGCACUCAGAGAGCCAUAUCGACCGAACUUCGAUCAUGGUCUGGAUGAGUGGGACGAAGAGCAAGAAGACCGUGACAAGAAGCUCAUGCAGAAGACGCUCGAAAGCAAGACUGGUCGCCAGCAACGCGUCAUCAAGCAUACGCUGUUCAAGAACUUCAAUUCGACGCAGGCCAUCGGAGCGCUACAAAGUGCGCAGCGCGGCGAGUGUAUCAUUCGUCCAUCUUCGAAGGGACCCGAUCAUCUGGCUGUAACCUGGAAGAUUGCCGAUGGUGUGUACCAACAUAUCGACGUUCUGGAGCUUGACAAGGAGAACGAGUUCAGCGUGGGCAGGAUCCUCAAAGUCGGCAAGCUGCAGUACACCGAUUUGGAUGAAUUGGUUGUGAACCACGUGCAAGCCAUGUCCAAGAAGGUUGAUGAGAUGACCAACGACGAGAAGUACCAGAACGGCACGAAGCAAGCCACAGAACAAUGGUUGAGCACAUACACCGAGGCAAACCCGAAGCGGUCCAUGUAUGCCUUCUGCAUCAACCCACAAUAUCCAGGCUACUUCUACUGCUGUUUCAAGGCCGGUCAGCACGCUCCUCAUGGGCAUUGGCCGGUGAAGGUCAUCCCGAAUGGCUUUGAGCUUAAGAACCAGCGCUACCCCGACAUGAGAGCGUUGAAGAACGGCUUCAAGAUUCUGUUCUCUCAGCAAGGGCCGCAGGCGAACGGAAGACGCUAG
Molecule: messenger RNA, 4290 nt
Organism: Fulvia fulva
Lineage: Eukaryota; Fungi; Ascomycota; Dothideomycetes; Mycosphaerellales; Mycosphaerellaceae
Product: Transcription elongation factor spt6
Exons: 2
Coding region: 1-4290 (1429 amino acids)
Biological process (GO): positive regulation of transcription elongation by RNA polymerase II; transcription elongation-coupled chromatin remodeling; transcription elongation by RNA polymerase II
Cellular component (GO): transcription elongation factor complex
Molecular function (GO): histone binding; nucleosome binding; DNA binding
Source: RefSeq, a predicted model, not a curated record